GCGCCGGGUAAAAGGGAUUUGACAGUUGGAAGUCUUGAGCGGAUCCCCGCACUUCGCUUCCUCAGUGGGGCCGGAGGAGCCAUGGCGGCUGCUGCCUGCGGACAGCACGGCGCUCUGGUAGCAACCGCAGUCAGCGGCAAAAAGACGGUCACUUACCGGGAAUACAACAGGAGGAACCGGGAGAACUCCCGCCGAAGACAAGCCGCUCUUUUGUUCCUGACCAACAUCUCUCUCGACGGUCGGCCAGUCCGGAGUAAUUCAGCGGAGGAUGGAAGGAGCUACAACAAAGAACCCGAGUUUGAUGGAGCAAACCCCGGCUCCGCAGCAGCGGGAGAUCUCUCUGCGGAUCCCCUUCACAUGAACAGCCUGUCGGGGUCUGUCAGUUGUGGGGUCGUUAGUCCCGGGUCGAAGGCAGGUCUCACAGUACCGCCAAUCCUGGUCCUUCCGUCCGAUAACGGGUUUAACGAUGUGGGGAGCACGGAGGAGCUGCUGGGAUGCCGCCGAGGCUCGUUCCCCUCACCGGGGGACGGUAACCUGCUCUCCCCGUCCCCCUCCAACAACAGCCUGCUACCGUCUCCGCUGGGACCGCGGAAGUCCUCCACGCUGCUGUCGGUCCAGAGCUGUAACUCUGUGUCCUCCGAACCUCGGCACAGAACUCGGAACCUCUCUGGUGGUUCUCCGAGACCUCGACAAGCAAAGAAGAUCCACUUCAUUAAAAACAUGAAGCAGUACGACACCAGAGGCAGCAGGAUCGUGCUCAUCUGUGCGAAGAGGUCUCUGUGUGCUGCCUUCUCCAUCCUGCCGUACGGAGAGAGCUUCUACCUCAGUGACCCCACGUUAAACCACCCCAGGAGGAGACACUCCUCUGGGAACAUUUCCACCACCCUAGAGAUGCUGCCGGGACUCGAGGGUUUCCAGCUGGACUCUUAUGGGAGGUCGGUGUCMUACGCCCAGUUCCUGUAUCCCACCAACGCUCUGGUGAGGUGCAAGCCGUCGUCAGCCAGCGACCUGACGCUGCAGAUCCCCAUGUCCAGGAGCACACACAGCAUCCCGGGCAGGAGCCACCCGCCCAGCCGCCUGAGCAGCACCGUGGGACUGGAUCUGGGUGUGGAAGACGUGUCGGAAUACGACCCCAACCUCCUCAGUGACCCCCAGUGGCCUUGUGGGAAACAUAAACGGGUGCUGAUCUUCGCCUCCUACAUGACGACUGUCAUCGAGUACGUCAAACCGUCCGAUCUGAAGAAAGACAUGAACGAGACUUUUAAGGAGAAGUUUCCCCACAUCAAGCUCACCCUCAGUAAAAUCCGCAGCCUGAAGAGAGAGAUGAGCCUCGUCGGGGAGGACUGCGGCCUGCAGCCCGUCACCGUUGCCAUGGCGUUUGUGUAUUUUGAGAAGCUGGUGCUGCAGGGUCGACUCAACAAACAGAACAGGAAGCUGGUGUCGGCUGCCUGCAUCCUUUUAGCUGCUAAGAUCAGCAGCGACCUGAAGAAGCAGGAGGUCAAACACCUCAUAGAUAAGCUGGAGGAGCGCUUCAGGAUCAGCAGGAAGGAGCUGAUUUCGUUUGAGUUCAUCAUCCUGGUUGCCCUGGAGAUGGCGCUGUACCUCCCUGAAAGUAAAGUGUUGCCUCACUACAGGCGGCUGAUGCAGCAGGUGUAGCGGCGCGGCGGCAGUCUGCCGCUCCGUCUUCCACUCCCAGCACCUUCCACCACCUACACUGUGAUCCCAUGAUGCCUUCUCAGCGGCGGCUUCCACACCGUCCUGAGUGGUGCACAAUAAAAACCUGAGAGGGGAACGCCAAAGUUACGACACACUGUGACAUCAGCAAGCGAUUCACCAGAGGUCGGUUUAUCAGAGGGAUACUGAGACCUAUGACAUUACUGUUCCCAGUAUAAACCAGUCAUUUUA
Poecilia reticulata (guppy) is the source of this 1905-nucleotide messenger RNA. RefSeq names its product CDK5 and ABL1 enzyme substrate 2-like. Gene Ontology annotation, biological process: regulation of cell cycle. NCBI's taxonomy places the organism in Eukaryota, Metazoa, Chordata, Actinopteri, Cyprinodontiformes, Poeciliidae. The record is from RefSeq and is a predicted model, not a curated record.